Molecule: messenger RNA, 816 nt
Organism: Microdochium trichocladiopsis
Lineage: Eukaryota; Fungi; Ascomycota; Sordariomycetes; Xylariales; Microdochiaceae
Exons: 1
Coding region: 303-770 (155 amino acids)
Source: RefSeq, a predicted model, not a curated record
UUGGAUACUGUGGCUCCAUGGUCAGAUGCAUCGUGCCGAGCUUCAACUACAAACGCUGUCUUGAGUCCAUAGGCGUGUCUGUAAACUGUAAAGUCUGAGCCCAGAGCAUCAAAAUGGUCGCAUAUGACGUCAUGAGCGAUGUUCUCGUUCCAAGCAAGCUCCGGGUUACGGAAUAUCUGUGUUGUCAGUCGUGUAGUAGUUGUUGCCAAGCGGAUUGCAAUUUACCGUAUCAUUGAUUGCUUUGAUCUCUUCAAAGUGCUGCUUUAUACUCUGCUCUAUGGGCUUCAGAUAUCUCCCGUCAAAUGCUGAGCUGUUGCUGUCCAUGGGUUCGUGGACCUCCCGAGGUAUGUAAGUGGUUUGGCAUGAAGGGGCCAGAAAGAAGGAGGGGCGGGGAUCUCAAUCCGCGAGGCCGUGGGGAACAUUCAAUAUGCACCCCGUACCGGAACAACCACCACCAGUUCGGACCAUGGCUCGCCAAGUUAGCUCCAAGCAACAGCGUCGUACUGCACAACGGAAGAGGAGUUGGGCGGGGUGGCCACGCCAUGCCGCGAUUCUCGGCCGUCGAACCAUGGCUGAUGUUGCAAGACCUCCGACACCGCACGAUUCUCGUCCCAGGCCGGACACUCGUGCACCCCUUGUGUGCUUCUCGUGUGCUAGCGUUUCCACCAAGUGACCAUUGUCUCUCGUCAAUGCCGUUUGUGGCACGGGCAAGCCUGCAGCUGGAUCAGUUCCGUGCUGCAUCUCGCCCUCAGGAUCAGCCACGCCGUUAAACAUGACUGCUUCCGCUACAUUCCUGCCCACAUCGACCAGGGUACA